Molecule: messenger RNA, 633 nt
Organism: Phanerochaete carnosa HHB-10118-sp
Lineage: Eukaryota; Fungi; Basidiomycota; Agaricomycetes; Polyporales; Phanerochaetaceae
Exons: 2
Source: RefSeq, a predicted model, not a curated record
AUGCCCGGAGAAGAUUUGAGCGACGAGCAAAAACAGCAGCUAGUGAAUUUCGACAGUAUAGAUACCAAAGACUUGCUAGACAACUCGGAGAGCCAGAAGUACAUCCCGCUGUGUCACAUAUUCAACGCCGUAGAGGAACUUGCAGGGUCAAAAUUCCGGUGGAAAGUCGUGGCCAAUCAUGGCGAGAGCGCCGAAGUCGACCACAAACCUGACCUUGCACGGUACCCCAUCGACAUACUCGCCGCCGAACAUGCAUACACGCGCGACGUAAUUAAGGAUGACAAAAAUAUUGCCCGAUGCGCUUGGGCUUGGAUGAACAGCUAUGUCGAAGUGAAGAACGCAGAAGUCAAGUCGCCAUUCUUCUUCGCGCACAACAUAGACAAGGACGGCAGGCAGAAAUUCCUUCGCCACAGCGACAUCGGCAGGAAGGCACGAGGCCAGUUCAUCAAGUAUGCCACCGAAGCUAUGCUCCGUCAACAUCGCACGCACUACUACUCAUUCUACUUGUCGGAGAUGUCUGCUCGUGUCUUCCGCUGGGAUCGCGUCGGGUGCAUCGCAUCGGAGCCAAUCGACCUUAGAGAGAAUCCUGAGGACUUUCUCGACAUCCUAUACCGUUUAGCCACGUCUCCGGAU